This is a messenger RNA of Telopea speciosissima, 832 nucleotides long. RefSeq names its product E3 ubiquitin-protein ligase MPSR1-like. The coding region runs from base 92 to 817 and encodes 241 amino acids. The transcript has a single exon. Lineage: Eukaryota; Viridiplantae; Streptophyta; Magnoliopsida; Proteales; Proteaceae. Gene Ontology annotation, biological process: protein ubiquitination. The record is from RefSeq and is a predicted model, not a curated record. Gene Ontology annotation, cellular component: cytoplasm. Gene Ontology annotation, molecular function: ubiquitin protein ligase activity.
UUUCUCUCUCUCUCUCUCUCUAUACUCUAUAAUCUAUUGUGUUUUGAUUCUAUUUCUACAGUUGCAGUAGCAGAUCAGCAGAAAACAGGAGAUGGCAGCCAACCCAGAUGCGUCUGACGUAUCAUCAUUCGUGGAGCAACUGGAAAGGAGGAGCAGGGAUCUAUCUCUGCGUCUUCCCCUCAUACUGGGGAUAUCGAGUAGCUCUACGACGAGAGAACCCAGUAGCGAUUCAGAUCAAGAAAGUGAGGAAAGGAGGAUGGAUCGUAUCAUCCUCAUAAACCCUAUAACCCAGGGUAUGAUCGUGAUCGAAGGGGGUAGGAGUUUGGAAUCUCUGCUUCGAGAUGCCUUGACCAAAGAAGGUUUGCCUCCGGCAUCGAAAGCCUCUAUCGAGGAGAUGCCGACGGUGGAAAUUACCCUAGAGGAUUUGGAUAAGGAGUGUUCGAUCUGUUUGGAUGGAUGGGAAAUUGGUGGGGAGGCAAAGGAGAUGCCCUGCAAGCACAGGCACCAUGCGGGUUGUAUAGAGAAGUGGUUGAGGAUGCACGGGUCUUGCCCUGUUUGCAGGUUUGAGAUGCCGAAUGACGAAGAGGAGUGUAGGAAGAGAGGCCGUGGUGAUCAUGAUGGAGAUAGUGAAGAUGAUGAAGGGAGAGAGAGGAGGGCUGAUAGGGGAGAGAUUUGGGUCACUUUCUCUUUCUCUAAUAGCAGUGAUGGUGAUAGGGAUUCAACAACAACAACUACUACUACUGCAACUGAGUCUUCUUCUGAUUCUUCUCCAAACACUUCCAAUGACGAUGGAACAUCAAAUAAUUCUAACCCUUAGGAGAAUUAAGCAGUU